ACAUGCGUGGUUGAACCAUUAGUUCUAUGUAGAGUAUAUAAGUUCAACGUGUCCUUCGCUCUUGCCCUCGCCCUUGCCCUCAGCAUUAUAAGAGUUAGUUAAGUUCGACCUUCGCAAAUAGCACCUGCAGACCAAAGGAUAAAAUAAUAAUAACAAAACCUGAGAUGUCAUCCUCGGAGAGUAAGAUUAUGAUCCAGCAGGUCGUGGCUGGUGGGGCUCAAGAGUCCAGCCUCCCGGUGAAAGAGAUCCCAGGGAGCUGGGGAAUCCCCUUCGUGAGCCCCAUCAGAGACCGCCUCGACUUUUAUUACUUCCAGGGUCAGGACAAUUUUUUCAAGACCCGCAUCGAACAGUACGGCUCCACCGUGUUCCGAGUGAACAUGCCCCCAGGGCCCUUCAUGGCCCGCAACUCGGGUGUCAUUGCCGUCCUCGACGCCAAGUCAUUCGACGUCCUCUUCGACGUCUCUAGGGUGGAGAAGCGCGACGUCUUCACAGGCACCUACAUGCCCUCCACCUCCCUCACGGGUGGUUACCGUGUCUGCUCCUACCUCGAUCCGUCCGAGCCCAACCAUGCUAAGAUCAAACAGCUCCUCUUCACCCUACUCGCCUCCCGCAAGUCCAACGUCAUCCCGUCCUUCCGUUCUUUCUACUCGUCUCUAUUCCAGACCAUGGAGUCCCAGCUCACCGCCUCCCCGGGUGCCAAGUCUGACUUCAACAAGCUCAAUGAUGUAACUGCCUUCGACUUCCUCGGCGAUGCGUUCUUCGGGGUCAGCCCGUCCAACACCAACCUCGGCACUAAUGGUCCCUCCAAGGCCACCAAGUGGCUCUUCUUCCAGCUCUGCCCCCUUAUGACCCUCGGUCUCCCCAAGAUUUUGGAGGAGUUAUUCCUCCAUACUUUCCCACUCCCACCAUUCCUCGCUAAGUCCAACUACAAGGCCCUCUAUGAUUACUUCAGCUCCGCGGCUGCUCCGGUGCUCGACACGGCCGAGAAGCUCGGGCUUUCCAGGGAGGAGGCGUGCCACAACCUUCUCUUCACCACAGUCUUCAACAGCUACGGCGGCUUCAAGGUGCUCUUCCCAGGGAUCCUCAAGUGGCUGGCGCUGGCUGAUCCGAAGUUGCACUCACAACUGGCCAAGGAGAUCCGAUCUGUCGUCGAGGCAGAGGGAGGGAAGGUGACGCUGGCGGCCAUCAACAAGAUGGAACUCACGAAGUCCGUCGUGUAUGAAGCCCUGCGCAUGGACCCUCCAGUGAAGUUUCAGUACGGCAAGGCCAAGAAUGACAUGGUAAUUGAAAGCCACGACGCGGCGUAUAAGGUGAGCAAGGGGGAGAUGAUCUUUGGUUACCAGCCCCUUGCGACCAGAGAUACCAGGGUGUUUGAGAAUGGAGACGAGUUCGUCGGGGACAGGUUUGUGGGGGAGCAAGGACAGAAGCUUCUCAAGCAUGUGCUGUGGUCCAAUGGGCACGAGACGGAGAGCCCGACGGUGGAGGACAAGCAAUGCGCAGGGAAGGACUUUGUGGUGCUUGCGGGGAGGCUGCUCGUCGUCGAGUUCUUUCUCAGAUACGAUACCUUCACUGCGGAGGUGGGAACCCAACUGCUAGGUGCUCAAGUCACUGUUACGUCUUUUGACCAAGGCUGCCUAGCUCUUUGCAAUGGCCAAACCUGCUGCAUGGAGCGAGCCCCUCUUGAUAUUAUAGUUCCUACUAGUUUAAACUAUGUGGUAUUUACCGUGUGCGGAUAACUUAUCCGAAUAAGCUACGGCCAUGCUAGUAAAGCCAUGCUUGUCAUGGCUAAGCAUGGCUUUAUCCCUGUUAUUGAGUUAUUUUACUUUUAAGUUAAAUAAAUUAAGGAAUGAUGCUUGUAAUUAAUGAUA
Dioscorea cayenensis subsp. rotundata (Guinea yam) is the source of this 1868-nucleotide messenger RNA. Its product is annotated as allene oxide synthase 2-like. Gene Ontology annotation, biological process: sterol metabolic process. The record is from RefSeq and is a predicted model, not a curated record. Bases 165 to 1736 code for a protein of 523 amino acids. Lineage: Eukaryota; Viridiplantae; Streptophyta; Magnoliopsida; Dioscoreales; Dioscoreaceae. The transcript has a single exon. Gene Ontology annotation, molecular function: oxidoreductase activity, acting on paired donors, with incorporation or reduction of molecular oxygen; monooxygenase activity; iron ion binding.